Messenger RNA from Solanum dulcamara, 911 nucleotides. Its product is annotated as VQ motif-containing protein 25-like. The transcript has a single exon. Bases 48 to 581 code for a protein of 177 amino acids. Gene Ontology annotation, cellular component: nucleus. The record is from RefSeq and is a predicted model, not a curated record. NCBI's taxonomy places the organism in Eukaryota, Viridiplantae, Streptophyta, Magnoliopsida, Solanales, Solanaceae.
CUCAAUCAUAUUCAAUAUCUCAUUAUUCCACAAAAUUGCACUAAAAAAUGAUGUACAACAUAAACCAAAAACAAAGCCAAAUUUCAAGAACAAGUCCAUCAACACCUCUAACUAUGAUGAACAAGAAUUCACAAAAUAUAUUCAAAUUGAAGCCAAAAAUUCGAAUAAUUCACAUAUUUGCACCUGAGAUUAUCAAGACUGACGUGGCGAAUUUUCGAGAACUUGUGCAAAGACUCACAGGGAAGCCAUCAGAGAUCAAGAAGAACAACAACAAUAUCAAGAAAAGAUCAAGAAUUAGUACAAAUAAAUUAGUUCCAAACAAAUUGGAACUAAUUAGGAGUGGAUAUAAUUGUAAUUAUUCAUCAGAGUUAAUGAGAGAAAGGAUAAAAGGAGAAGAACAAGAUGAUAUAUGGAGAAAUGCCAAUUAUGGAGGAGGAUAUUUGGGUGGAUUUCAAGAAUUUGAUGGUUUCAUGCAAGAGUUUAAUCAACUUCCAUUACUCCCUUUGGAUGAUAAUAAUAGUAGUAAUCAUUUGGAUGCUUAUGGAGAAUCUCCAAUAGCUAUUGAGUUGAGUGAUACGUGAAUUACUCAAAAAAAAUAUAUUCUGACAGUCGAAUUGAGACAAUUCGUGAGACAGUUCAAUUUUCUAGACCUAUGGAUAGUUAAUUAUUAGCUUGAGAGAGGAAUUUAAUUUGAUUUAUUGGUGUUAGCCUAAUGAGUUAUUAAUUUUUUUAAUUUUCUAAUCUUUUUCUUUUGUUUCAUUGUUUUUUUUAGAGUUUAACUUAAUUAAUUAGUAGUCUUCUUGGUUAAGCCAAUUCUUGAUCAUUAUUCCCAAUCUUCUUUUCUGGCUAAUUAAGUCAUGUUGAAGUAUCUUCAAUUAUGUUAAGAUCAAUUAAGAGCUUUGUUGUAUAUA